AUGGCCGCAGAACAGGAUGCUGAGGACGUCAAGUCCAACAAACGUAGCCAUUCCGAGUUCACAGAACAAGAUGGCAGUGAUAGCUCCUCGGACGAUGAUAUGGGACCGCAGCUGCCUUCAGCGGCUGCGGCGCCCAAGAAGAAGCGACGAGUCCUGCCCUACGAGAAGCUCUACAUCUCCGCCCUGCCCAAGGCAGCUCGAUAUUCGAAGUCCCUUAUGCACAAAGAGCAGCUCGCCUUUGUGACCGUAACGCCCCUGACCGAGUUUCUCAUUACGAGCUCCAUCGACGGCGUGGUCAAGUUUUGGAAGAAGGUCGCCCAGGGUAUCGAGUUCGUCAAGGAGUUCAAGGCACACAACGGAGAGAUCACGGCCGUGUCCGUCAGCCAGGACGGAAGAAGUUUCGCGACGGCGGGCGUGGACAAGACGAUCAAGAUCUUCGACGUAUUCACAUUCGAUCUGCUGGCCAUGUUGACGCUCGAGUACACGCCGAGAUGCGUAUGCUGGGUCCACAAGCGUGGCGCUUCCCUGCCGAUUCUGGCCGCCUCGGACGACGAGAAGCCGCUGAUCUACAUCUACGACGGACGCGGAGAGAACCAGACCCCGAUACACACCAUCAAGGGCUUGCACCGGAGCGUCGUGAACGUCAUGGCCUUUAAUGACGCCCACGACUGCGUGGUUUCUGCAGACGAAGGGGGGAUGGUGGAGUAUUGGAGCCCCAGCGCCAACUAUGAGAAGCCGGACAAUGUCUUUGAGUACAAAAGCUCAACCAACCUGUUCGACUUCAAGAAGGCCAAAUCAGUACCGGUGUCUCUGUCCAUCUCCCCGUCCGGCCAUCAGUUUGUGACGUACUCGCUACCGGACCGUAAGAUUCGGAUCUUCGAGUUUGCCAGUGCGAAGCUCUACAGAACGUACGAUGAGUCUCUGCAGGUCAUCGAGGAUAUGCAACAAGCAGGCACUGCCAAACAGAAACUAGAGCCUGUGGAGUUUGGGAGGCGACGCGCGGCAGAGCUUGAAAUCGAGUCUCCGGCUUUGAGAAACAAGGUCAAUGUGAUAUUCGACGAGUCGGGCAAUUUCAUCCUUUACGGGUCUAUUCUGGGCGUCAAGGUCCUGAACACCUUCACGAACCACAUUGUGAAGGUAUACGGAAAGGAGGAGAAUAUGCGGCCAGUCAACCUGGCGCUGUAUCAAGGCCAACCACAGAAGAAGGGCGUCACCACCGUGGCCAUGGCUGCUUCGGCGAACCCCUUGCUUCAGGAAUCGGAAUCAAGAGAUCCGAUUCUGAUCACAACCGCCGUCGGUAAGGUUCGAUUCUACAUGUUCACGAAUGACGAAGAGAUAUCCAAGUCAGACCGUGAUGUGCAGAACGAAAAGCCCACGAUGCUUGGGGCGAAGAAGGCCGAGCAGAAGAAGCAGGCUGAAACAGGAACGGGCGCCGUCUUGCACACGACAUUCGGCGAUGUACACAUCCGUCUAUUCCCAGAUGCGGCGCCGAAGGCCGUGGAGAAUUUUGUGACGCACGCGAAGCGUGGCUACUACAACAAUACCAUCUUCCACCGCGUGAUCCGCAAGUUCAUGAUCCAGGGAGGCGAUCCUCUCGGAGACGGCACGGGUGGUGAGAGCAUAUGGGGCACCGAGUUUGAGGACGAGUUCAGCACGCUCAAGCACGACAAGCCCUACACGGUCAGCAUGGCCAACGCUGGCCCCAACACUAACGGUAGUCAAUUCUUUAUCACGACCGAGAAGACGCCCUGGCUCGAUAACAAGCACACUAUAUUCGGUCGGGCGGUCCAGGGGCUGGAUGUGAUCCAUAAGAUAGAGAACGUGCGGACGUACAAGGAGAAGCCGGAGGAGGACAUCAAGAUUCUCAACAUUGACAUAUCGUAG
Molecule: messenger RNA, 1884 nt
Organism: Neoarthrinium moseri
Lineage: Eukaryota; Fungi; Ascomycota; Sordariomycetes; Amphisphaeriales; Apiosporaceae
Exons: 3
Coding region: 1-1884 (627 amino acids)
Biological process (GO): protein folding; protein peptidyl-prolyl isomerization
Molecular function (GO): peptidyl-prolyl cis-trans isomerase activity; protein binding
Source: RefSeq, a predicted model, not a curated record